AUGGCGGCAGUUAUGCUGAUCGAGGUGACGGAGACAACGCAUCGCGUCGUCUUCUGCUCCUUUGCCUCCUCGUGCACAUCCGCGGGGCUGACACUGUUCCAAUUCCUCUUACUGGCGGUAGGUGGACACUGGAGGCUGGCUCAAGCGAUACUUAUGGUGGCGACAAGCAUCCUCCUGUUCGCUUCCUACGCCAUUGAAGAGUCUCCUUGUUGGCUGCUGGCCUUGGGCGACAUCCAAGGUACCGAGCGCGCAGUGCUCUCGGCUGCAAAGGUAAACCGCUACCCCGUAGACGACGUGAAGGCCAAGAUGAAUCACAUCAAGUACGUGAUGUUGCGGAGGGGCAACACGCAAACGAACGUUCAACAAGCGAGCCCCUUAGACCUUGUCCUGAACAGUUCUCUGCGUUUCCGAUCCGUCACCCUUUUUUCGAGUGCAUUCAUGACGCUCCUUCACCUCUACGACACCAAUCUUAACAAAACCUUGAUAGAAAACCGGACAGUGCACAUAACCCUAAUAGUUGCGCGGCUACUUGGUUCGAUAGCUUUCUUGUAUAUCGUGCACUACCUGAGCCGGCGCAAGAUGAUUUGCGUCGCCAUGUUACACAUGUCGGUCGUGCUAGGCUUACAGACUUGA
This is a messenger RNA of Ixodes scapularis (black-legged tick), 633 nucleotides long. RefSeq lists its product as uncharacterized. Lineage: Eukaryota; Metazoa; Arthropoda; Arachnida; Ixodida; Ixodidae. The transcript has a single exon. Bases 1 to 633 code for a protein of 210 amino acids. The record is from RefSeq and is a predicted model, not a curated record. Gene Ontology annotation, molecular function: transmembrane transporter activity. Gene Ontology annotation, biological process: transmembrane transport. Gene Ontology annotation, cellular component: membrane.